Molecule: messenger RNA, 906 nt
Organism: Quercus robur (English oak)
Lineage: Eukaryota; Viridiplantae; Streptophyta; Magnoliopsida; Fagales; Fagaceae
Exons: 1
Coding region: 1-906 (301 amino acids)
Source: RefSeq, a predicted model, not a curated record
AUGGUUGAAGAGAAUACAUCGAAUGAGCCCAUGACCAACUUCCAUGAAUUGUUCAAUACUUUUGUGGCAAGCCAAGCCAAACUUCAUGAAGAGUUCAACACUUUGAGUCAAAAGCUGAAAGGAAAAGAUACUACCACUUUCCAAAAUGAUGAAGUUCAAGGCCCACAAUUGACUGAAAGUGAGAAAAAGUUGAAGGAGUGCUUGGAUCAAAUGGAACAACUAUUUCAAAAGUUUUGGUGGAAAGAAGAUGCCAUGAACUUCCAUUCUCUUUCUCUCUUCCCACAAGUAAGAGCUCCACCCAAAUUCAAGAUGCCAAGCUUGGACAAGUUUGAUGGAACAGGCCUCCCCAAAGCCCAUUUGAAGAUGUAUACAAGGGCACUCCAACCCUUGGGAGCUACUAAAGAACUUUUGGCCCAAAUGUUCCAAAACACACUUACUGGGGCUGCUCUUUGUUGGUUUUUGAAUCUUGAAGACUCUCGAAUCCCUACUUGGGAGGACAUUUCCAAUGAGUUCUACAAGCCAUACAAAUACAAUAUAGAAGUAGACAUUACUAGGCAUGAUUUGGAGACCACCAAGCAAAAGCCCAAGGAAUCUUUCUCAACCUUUAUCACAAGAUGGAGGUCAAAGGCAGCCCAAAUGACAAAUAGGCCCAAUGAAGAAGAGCAAAUCCAAAUGGUUGUGAAGAAUUUGUUGCCCAUAUACCAUAAGCAUCUCUUUGCCCAAUAUUUUCCCAACUUUAAAGCCUUGAUCAUAGCUGGUACUCAAGUGGAAGAUGUUGUCAAUAAUGGCAUAUUAAAGAAUGAGGAAAGCUACUCUUCCAAGAAAGCAGUGACCCACACCACCAAUGGGGAAGUGGUUAAUGUUGUGAAUUUCCAAGCAUCUUCAACUAUCAAUCCUAAGCCUUGA